CGGAGUCAGCCCCAGUCCCAUCCCGCAGCCUUUCCCAUCCCUGCUCGCAAUGGGGCCGCGGCGCGGGGAGCGGCGGCGCUGAUCCCGUCGGCUCCCGGACUUUGCCCGGGCCCUCUCCGCGCUGCGCGGGCGGCUCCGCCGAAGGACCCCAUCACCGCCGGGUGGGAGCCGCCGCACCGGAAGGGCCUGGAAGAUGCGGCCCCUCUUGCAGGUCCUGUUGGGGCUGCUGCUUGCGGCAUCUGUCCAGGGCAGGGCGAUGGAGCCAGACUCACUGGCAUCGGGUGAUGAUGAUGAAGAUAGCGAUGGGGAUGGUCCUCACAGAGACCGAAACGAGGAUCCCAUCAACGUGCACAGAGCUCCCUACUGGACUCACCCACACCGGAUGGACAAGAAGCUGUAUGCAGUCCCUGCAGGCAACACAGUGAAGUUUCGCUGUCCAGCCUCGGGCAGCCCCAGCCCCAGCAUCCGCUGGUUCAAAAACGGCCGAGAGUUCCGAGGGGAGCACCGCAUUGGGGGCAUCCGGCUCCGGCACCAGCACUGGAGCCUGGUGAUGGAGAGCGUGGUGCCUUCUGACCGUGGCAACUACACCUGCCUGGUGGAGAACAGGCUUGGCAGCAUCCGCUACAGCUACCUCCUGGACGUGCUGGAGAGGUCCCCACACAGACCCAUCUUGCAGGCUGGGCUGCCCGCCAACACUACUGCUCUGGUGGGCAGUGAUGUGGAGUUCUUCUGCAAGGUCUACAGUGAUGCCCAGCCCCACAUCCAGUGGCUGAAGCACAUCGAGGUGAAUGGCAGCAGCUAUGGUCCUGACGGGGUCCCCUACGUGCAAGUGCUCAAGACUGCAGACAUCAACAGCUCUGAGGUGGAGGUGCUGUACCUGCGUAAUGUCUCCAUGGAGGAUGCUGGCGAGUACACCUGUCUGGCAGGGAACUCCAUUGGCCUCUCCUACCAGUCUGCCUGGCUGACUGUGCUGCCAGAAGAGGGACUGGUGCGGGAAGCUGAAGCCCCUGAGGCCAAGUACAUGGACGUCAUCAUCUACACCUCGGGCUCACUGGCCGUGGCCAUGGCCGCCAUCAUUGUGGUGCUGUGCCGGAUGCAGACUCAGUCUAGCAAACAGCCCCUGGAGCCCAUGGCCGUCCACAAACUCUCCAAAUUUCCUCUUAUCCGGCAGUUUUCCCUGGACUCCAGCUCCUCCGGGAAGUCCAGCACAUCCCUGAUGCGUGUGACUCGUCUCUCCUCCAGCUGUGCCCCAAUGCUGUCUGGGGUCAUGGAGCUGGACCUGCCCCUUGAUGCCAAGUGGGAGUUCCCCCGAGACAAGCUGGUGCUGGGCAAGCCCCUGGGAGAAGGCUGCUUUGGCCAGGUAGUGCGGGCAGAGGCUUAUGGCAUUGACAGGGACCGGCCAGACAGAGCUGUCACUGUGGCUGUGAAAAUGCUGAAAGAUAAUGCCACAGACAAGGACCUAGCUGACCUCAUAUCUGAGAUGGAGAUGAUGAAGCUCAUGGACAAGCACAAGAACAUCAUCAACCUCCUGGGAGUCUGCACACAGGACGGGCCGCUGUACGUGAUUGUGGAGUUUGCUGCAAAGGGGAACCUGCGUGAGUACCUUCGUGCCCGCCGCCCCCCAACACCCGACUACACUUUUGAUGUCACGGCUAUGCCUGAGGAGCAGCUCUCUUUCAAGGACCUUGUCUCCUGCGUCUACCAGGUGGCCCGUGGCAUGGAGUACCUGGAGUCCAAACGGUGCAUCCACCGUGACCUGGCUGCCCGCAAUGUGCUGGUCACGGCAGAGAGUGUGAUGAAAAUCGCGGACUUUGGCUUGGCCAGGGAUGUCCAUGACAUUGACUACUACAAGAAAACCAGCAACGGCCGCCUGCCAGUGAAGUGGAUGGCACCAGAAGCCCUCUUUGACCGGGUCUACACCCACCAGAGUGAUGUGUGGUCCUUUGGGAUCCUGAUGUGGGAGAUCUUCACACUGGGGGGUUCCCCCUACCCUGGCAUCCCCGUUGAGGAGCUCUUCAAGCUGCUGAAGGAGGGGCACCGCAUGGACCGGCCAUCCAACUGCACCCAUGAGCUGUACAUGCUGAUGCGGGAAUGUUGGCAUGCUGUGCCCUCACAGCGUCCCACCUUCAAGCAGCUUGUGGAGGGGCUGGACAAGAUCCUGGCAGCUGUUUCAGAAGAGUACCUGGACCUCUCCAUGCCCUUUGAGCAGUACUCGCCCUCUUGUGAAGACACUGCCAGCUCCUGCUCCUCUGAUGACUCUGUCUUUACCCAUGACCCACUGCCGAUGGCUCCCCACCUCUUCUCCUACCCCAGCAUGAGGACUUAGUGGUGGGCAGGGAAGGGUGAUGCCAAGGCUGCCUCUGCUCUCAUCGGGAACAGGUCCGGGUUCCUGUAGGUCUCCCGCUUUGCCUCUUGUGAGUGGUGGGGGAGCAGGGCCCCAAGAUGCAGUGCUGGGGAAGAGUGCCCCUCUCUCUGGGCUCCAUUUCAGCACUGAGCCUCUAGUCAUGGCUGAGACCUGCCUGGCACUGCAGGGCAGCAGGAGCCAGAGCCUCUCCAGGACAGGCACUGCCUGGGAUGCCUGUGGCAUCACCCAGGAAGCCAGGUUUUGGCCAGUGCUUCAGUGUAAGUCUCUGGGCAAGAGCCCCACUGCCUGCCAGGCUCCCAUUGCCUCUGUACAUAGCCAUAGAGAUGAGUAUUUAUGUACGUGAAAUAUCAAACUGAUAAAUUAUUUUUUUUGAGUAGACCCUGA
This is a messenger RNA of Calypte anna (Anna's hummingbird), 2749 nucleotides long. It is a transcript of the gene FGFR4, whose product is annotated as fibroblast growth factor receptor 4. The record is from RefSeq and is a predicted model, not a curated record. The coding region runs from base 194 to 2326 and encodes 710 amino acids. The transcript has 17 exons. Gene Ontology annotation, molecular function: fibroblast growth factor binding; ATP binding; fibroblast growth factor receptor activity. Gene Ontology annotation, biological process: multicellular organism development; positive regulation of kinase activity; fibroblast growth factor receptor signaling pathway. NCBI's taxonomy places the organism in Eukaryota, Metazoa, Chordata, Aves, Apodiformes, Trochilidae. Gene Ontology annotation, cellular component: membrane; signaling receptor complex.